Jaculus jaculus (lesser Egyptian jerboa) is the source of this 2905-nucleotide messenger RNA. It is a transcript of the gene Arx, whose product is annotated as aristaless related homeobox. Bases 304 to 1980 code for a protein of 558 amino acids. The transcript has 5 exons. Gene Ontology annotation, biological process: regulation of transcription by RNA polymerase II. Gene Ontology annotation, molecular function: DNA-binding transcription factor activity, RNA polymerase II-specific; RNA polymerase II transcription regulatory region sequence-specific DNA binding. Lineage: Eukaryota; Metazoa; Chordata; Mammalia; Rodentia; Dipodidae. The record is from RefSeq and is a predicted model, not a curated record.
GAGCUCCUCUCAGCACGUGGAGAAGAGAGACUCCAGAGCUCCGCGCUCGCAGCUCACUACACUUGUUACGGCUGGUCCUGGGAGCGGAGAGGGCGAGCUCCGGCUGAGGGCUGGGUGGGAGCCGGCAGCCGGCAGCCAGGCAACCAAGGGAGACAGGCACAAAGAUCGCAGUAAUAUUCGUUAUAACCAGCCAUCUAACCCAGGCCCCCCCAACACACACCCAUCCAUCCCACCAGCCUAGAGAGGCAGCCAGCGGUCCAGCUCUCUGAACCCAGAAAGAAAAAAAAAAAAAAAGCCCCAGCCAUGAGCAAUCAGUACCAGGAGGAGGGCUGCUCUGAGAGGCCCGAGUGCAAAAGUAAAUCUCCAACUUUGCUCUCCUCCUACUGCAUCGACAGCAUCCUGGGCCGGAGAAGCCCGUGCAAAAUGCGGCUGCUGGGAGCCACGCAGAGCUUGCCUACCCCGCUGGCCAACCGUGUUGACCAGGAAAAGGCCAUGCAAGGCUCCCCCAAGGGCAGCGCCCCAUUCGAGGCCGAGCUGCACCUGCCUCCCAAGCUGCGGCGCCUGUACGGCCCGGGUGGGGGCCGCCUCCUCCAGGGUGCUGCAGCUGCGGCGGCGGCGGCGGCGGCGGCGGCGGCGGCCACCGCCACAGCGGGUCCUCGGGGGGAGGCUCCUGCGCCGCCGCCGCCGCCGAGCGCGCGACCCGGGGAGCGGCCGGACGGUGCGGGUGCCGCCGUGGCCGCCGCCGCCGCCGCCGCCUGGGACACGCUCAAGAUCAGCCAGGCGCCGCAGGUGAGCAUCAGCCGCAGCAAGUCGUACCGGGAAAACGGGGCGCCCUUCGUGCCGCCACCGCCCGCGCUCGACGAGCUGGGUGGCCCGGGGGGCGUCACACACCCAGAGGAGCGUCUCGGCGCGGCCGGAGGUCCCGGUGGUGCUCCGGCGGCGGGUGGCGGCCCGGGAGCGGAGGAUGACGAGGAGGAGCUGCUGGAGGAUGAGGAGGAUGAGGACGAGGAAGAGGAGCUGCUGGAAGACGACGAGGAGGAGCUGUUGGAGGACGAUGCUCGCGCGCUGCUCAAGGAGCCCAGGCGCUGCUCCGUGGCUGCCACAGGGGCCGUGGCCGCAGCAGCUGCAGCUGCUGUGGCCACCGAGGGCGGGGAGCUGUCGCCCAAGGAAGAGCUGCUGCUGCACCCGGAGGACGCAGAGGGCAAGGACGGCGAGGACAGCGUGUGCCUGUCGGCGGGCAGCGACUCAGAAGAGGGGCUGCUGAAGCGCAAACAGAGGCGCUACCGCACCACGUUCACCAGCUAUCAGCUGGAGGAACUGGAGCGAGCCUUCCAGAAGACGCACUAUCCGGACGUCUUCACCAGGGAGGAACUAGCCAUGAGGCUGGACUUGACAGAGGCACGAGUCCAGGUCUGGUUCCAGAACCGUCGGGCCAAGUGGCGCAAGCGGGAGAAGGCUGGUGCGCAGACCCACCCCCCGGGGCUGCCCUUCCCUGGGCCUCUCUCUGCCACCCACCCGCUCAGUCCCUACCUGGACGCCAGCCCCUUCCCCCCGCACCACCCAGCGCUUGACUCAGCCUGGACGGCCGCAGCCGCGGCUGCAGCAGCCGCCUUCCCGAGCCUACCUCCGCCUCCAGGCUCGGCCAGCCUGCCGCCCAGCGGGGCCCCGCUGGGCCUGAGCACUUUUCUAGGCGCUGCCGUGUUCCGGCACCCGGCCUUCAUCAGCCCAGCAUUCGGCAGGCUCUUUUCAACCAUGGCCCCCCUGACCAGCGCGUCGACCGCGGCCGCGCUCCUGAGACAGCCCGCCCCCGCCGUGGAGGGCGCUGUGGCGUCGGGCGCGCUGGCCGACCCCGCCACCGCGGCCGCAGACAGACGCGCCUCUAGCAUAGCCGCCCUGAGGCUCAAGGCCAAGGAGCACGCCGCGCAGCUCACACAGCUCAACAUCCUGCCGGGUACCAGCACGGGCAAGGAGGUGUGCUAAAGGCUACCCUCCACCCUCGCGCUCCAGGCGCGCCCCGGAAGGUCACCUCACUCAGCACCACUCAAGACCAAAUGGAAACAGAGGACCAGCACACUCCCGUGACGGCUAUGAGAGAGCGCGGCCGCCUUCGAAGCCGCCUGGAUACAGGCAAGGUGGCCCUCGGCGCUAACGGACGUGGCACCUCCUCGGCUGGCUGUCCACCCGCCCCUGUUCCUGCCCAUGCCCCUGCCCCUGCCAACCUCGCUCCAGCUCCAACGUCCACUCUAUCCCAUACUCUACUGAAAAUUACGGGGAGGAGUUCUCCCCGAGACACCUAAUGUUGAAGUUUAAACAAAAAUGAAAGCCCAGCCUCUCUUCCUCUUAGCUUUUCUUUUGAAUAGUAUGUUGGCGCUCUAAGUAGAUCUCCGCUCGGCCCGGUGUGAAGCCGGGGCCAGGGAAGCGAAUGCGAAUCUGUAAGAUAGCUAACAGUGCACUUAAAGUAAAGGGGCGUCUUGUUCUUGUUCUCUUCUUUAUCAUACACCAACCAAGGUUUUUAUAUCAAACCAAAGGGAAAUACUCUGCUAGAAUAUGGACUGUUGAAGUCACCAAACUGUGAUUAUUGAUUCUGUACAUACCAUUGUUAUUAAAAAAAGAACAGAGCUUUGUAUAUUUGAAAUGUUAUAACGCAAUUGCACUCAGCGUGGUAUGGUAAAAGUUUGUCCUCCUGUAGAUUCUUACUGUGUUGUAGAUACGGUAGGGUUCCUAGACAAAUAUUUAUGUACUCAAGCCCUUUAUUUAACUUAUUAACUGUAGAGGCUUCGGAAACCUUCAAGAUAAAAGGCAAUGGUACAGUACUUUUGUGUAAUGUGUAAUUGUUAUCACUUUUCCUUGCUAUCUAGUGGAGAAGUGUCACGCUCAUAAUAAAAAAAAUAUAUGUUUAACAAAA